Messenger RNA from Emys orbicularis (European pond turtle), 972 nucleotides. Its product is annotated as galectin-4-like. The coding region runs from base 1 to 972 and encodes 323 amino acids. Gene Ontology annotation, molecular function: carbohydrate binding. The transcript has 10 exons. The record is from RefSeq and is a predicted model, not a curated record. Lineage: Eukaryota; Metazoa; Chordata; Testudines; Emydidae.
AUGGCCUACGUCCCUGCACCUGGCUACCAGCCCAUCUACAACCCGCCCCUCCCUCAUGCCGCCCCCAUCGCCGGGGGGCUGCGGCCCGGGAUGUCCAUCUAUGUCCAGGGCAUGGUGCCCCAUCACACCAAGAGGUUCCGUGUGAAUUUCUCCUGUGGCCCAGAGAAGGGGGCCGACAUCGCCCUGCACUUCAACCCCCGUUUCGACAGCGGGGACAAGAUCGUCCUCAACAGCUUCCAGCAGGGCAAGUGGGCCAAGGAGGAGCACAAGCGUGACAUGCCCUUCCACAAGGGGCACCACUUCGAGAUGGUCUUCAACAUCACCCCCGAGGGCUACCGGAUCACGGUGAACGGGGCCCCCUGCUACGAGUUCCGGCACCGCAUCCCGCCCGAGCGCGUGCAGGUCGUCGACGUGGACGGGGACCUCGAGCUGCAGUCGCUCAACGUCAUCGGAGGGGGCAUGAUGGGGGGCGGGGGGAUGUAUUACCCGCAGCCCGGGAUGCUUGGCAUGCAGCCGAAUAUGCCACCCACAAGCCUGCCGAUGAUGGCUGGCCCCGCUUCCUUUCACCCGCAAGUCCCCUAUGUGGCUAACUUCCCAGGCGGGCUGACGUCCAAGAAGACAGUGGUGGUGAAAGGAUUAGUCCCGCAGGGCGCUAAGAGCUUCUGCAUCAACUUCAAGAUGGGCUACUCCAAGGAUAUCGCCCUGCACAUUAACCCUCGCCUGAACGAGAAGAGCGUGAUCAGGAACAGCCUCCUGAACGGGAAGUGGGGCUCGGAGGAGCGGGAGCUGCCUCACAACCCCUUCCAGCCUGGCCAGUACUUCGAGCUCUCCAUCCGCUGCGGGAACGGACGUUUCAAGGUCUUUGCCAACGGGCAGCCGCUCUUCGACUACAACCACCGUUUCCGCGAGUUCCAGCGGAUCGACACGCUGGAGAUCAACGGCGAUGUGGUCCUGUCCUACGUCCAGUUCUGA